AUGUCGGCGGAGGACGAGAAGUUAUUGAAGGAGGCGAAGAAACUUCCUUGGGAGGAUCGCCUUGGCCAUAAGAAUUGGAAAGUUCGGAACGAGGCUAACGUCGAUUUAGCUUCUGUUUGUGAUUCCAUUACUGAUCCUAAGGACUCUCGUCUUCGCGAUUUUGGUCACUUGUUUAGGAAGACGGUGGCGGAUUCUAAUGCCCCCGUGCAAGAGAAAGCCCUUGAUGCAUUGAUUGCGUUUUUGCGAGCAGCUGACUCAGACGCUGGAAGGUAUGCAAAGGAAGUUUGCGAUGCUAUUGCGGCUAAAUGUCUCACGGGUCGGAAGAAUACUGUCGACAAGGCUCAAGCUGCUUUCUUGCUUUGGGUAGAAUUAGAGGCUGUCGAUGUUUUCUUGGAUACGAUGGAGAAAGCUAUAAAGAAUAAAGUUGCAAAGGCUGUGGUACCUGCAGUAGACGUUAUGUUUCAAGCUCUAAGUGAAUUUGGAUCAAAGGUUAUUCCACCCAAACGGAUUUUAAAGAUGCUUCCUGAACUUUUCGACCAUCAAGAUCAGAAUGUCCGUGCAUCUGCCAAAGGGGUGACUCUUGAGCUAUGCCGUUGGAUUGGAAAAGACCCUGUUAUUCCACCCAAACGGAUUUUAAAGAUGCUUCCUGAACUUUUCGACCAUCAAGAUCAGAAUGUCCGUGCAUCUGCCAAAGGGGUGACUCUUGAGCUAUGCCGUUGGAUUGGAAAAGACCCUGUAAAGUCUAUAUUGUUUGAGAAAAUGAGGGAUACAAUGAAAAAAGAGCUGGACGCUGAGCUUGCCAAUGUUUCAGGGGGUGCCAAGCCUACUCGAAAGAUAAGAUCUGAGCAAGACAAGGAGCCAGAGGCAGAAGCUAGUUCCGAUGUUGUGGGCGAUAGGCCCAGUGAAGAAGCUCUUGCUGAUGCCCCCCAGGAAAUAGAUGAGUAUGAUCUUAUGGAUCCUGUGGAUAUUUUGACUCCUUUGGAGAAGUCUGGUUUCUGGGACGGAGUGAAAGCUACAAAGUGGUCAGAACGUAAAGAGGCUGUUGCAGAGCUAACAAAGCUUGCUUCGACUAAAAAGAUAGCUCCUGGUGAUUUUUCAGAGAUUUGUCGAACCUUAAAGAAGCUUAUCACGGAUGUGAACUUAGCUGUUGCAGUUGAAGCUAUUCAAGCCAUUGGAAAUCUUGCACGUGGUUUAAGAACACAUUUCUCUGCUAGUUCACGGUUUAUGCUGCCUGUUUUGCUUGAAAAAUUGAAAGAGAAAAAGCAAUCACUCGCAGACCCACUUACACAAACGUUACAAACAAUGUACAAAGCUGGGUGUUUGAAUCUUGUUGACGUUAUAGAAGAUGUUAAGACAGCAGUAAAAAACAAAGUUCCACUUGUCCGUUCUGCAACUUUGAACUGGUUGACAUCCUGUCUUGAAACAAGUAACAAGGCUCUUAUUCUCAAGGCACACAAAGAAUAUGUCCCUUUAUGUAUGGAGUGUCUCAACGAUGGAACUCCUGAAGUGAGGGAUGCAGCAUUUUCAGCUUUGGCUGCAAUAGCUAAGUCUGUAGGUAUGAGACCUUUGGAAAGGUCGUUGGAAAAACUUGAUGAUGUUAGAAAAAAGAAACUUUCAGAAUUGAUUGCAGCCUCUGGUGGUGGUGACUCAGCUGGUACAAGCUCAGGAUGCUCUUUUCAUAUAAAAGUGACAGUUCAAUCUUCAGUUGGGAGCACGGCCGCAGGGUGUCUCAACGAUGGAACUCCUGAAGUGAGGGAUGCAGCAUUUUCAGCUUUGGCUGCAAUAGCUAAGUCUGUAGGUAUGAGACCUUUGGAAAGGUCGUUGGAAAAACUUGAUGAUGUUAGAAAAAAGAAACUUUCAGAAUUGAUUGCAGCCUCUGGUGGUGGUGACUCAGCUGGUACAAGCUCAGGAUGCUCUUUUCAUAUAAAAGUGACAGUUCAAUCUUCAGUUGGGAGCACGGCCGCAGGGAACUCAGAAGCUUCCUUUGUAAGGAAAUCAGCAGCAAGCAUGUUGAGCGGCAAAAGACCUGCUCCUUCUGCUCCUGCAAGCAAGAAGGUUGGGACUGGUAAACCGGGUGGAGGCAAAAAAGAUGGUUCUGUACGGAAUGAAGGUUCAAAAUCUGUUGAACCACCUGAAGAUGUCGAGCCUGCCGAGAUGGGUCUUGAAGAGAUUGAAAACAGAUUAGGUUCUCUUGUAAAACCAGAAACUAUAUCUCAGCUAAAGAGCUCUGUAUGGAAAGAAAGACUUGAAGCAACUUUGGCUUUGAAAGAAGAGAUAGAAGGUCUACAAGAACUAGACAAGUCAGUGGAAAUCUUGGUCCGGUUGUUGUGUGCGGUUCCUGGUUGGAAUGAGAAAAAUGUGCAGGUUCAGCAACAGGUCAUCGAAAUCAUCACUCACAUAUCUUCGACUGCGGCGAAGUUUCCUAAGAAAUGUGUCGUACUUUGUAUAACAGGCACUAGUGAACGAGUUGCAGAUAUAAAGACACGAGCUUCUGCUAUGAAAUGCCUUACAGCUUUCUGCGAGGCAGUUGGUCCUGGAUUUGUUUUCGAGAGGCUUUUCAAAAUCAUGAAAGAGCACAAGAAUCCAAAGGUUCUUAGUGAAGGCUUGUUAUGGAUGGUUUCUGCAGUUGAUGACUUUGGUGUCUCACUUUUGAAACUUAAGGAUUUGAUAGAUUUUUGUAAGGAUGUUGGGCUGCAAUCUAGUACAGCUGCCACCAGAAAUGCUACAAUUAAACUCUUGGGUGCUUUACACAAGUUUGUUGGUCCAGACAUUAAAGGGUUUCUUAAUGAUGUCAAACCUGCGCUACUAAGUGCACUUGACACCGAAUAUGAGAAAAACCCUUUCGAGGGGACUGCGGCUCCGAAGAGAGUUGUUAAGACGUCAGUUUCAACAUCAACAUCUGCUGGAGGGCUGGAUGGCUUACCUAGAGAAGAUAUCAGUAGCAAGAUUACCCCUAAUCUUCUUAAGGGCUUUGAGAGUCCUGAUUGGAAGAUGCGUUUAGAGUCAAUUGAAGGUGUCAAUAAAAUUCUGGAAGAGGCUAAUAAACGUAUCCAACCAACUGGAACUGGAGAAUUAUUUGGUGGUCUAAGAGGACGCCUGUUGGAUAGUAACAAAAAUCUUGUUAUGCAAACAUUGACUACCAUUGGAGGUGUUGCUGCAGCUAUGGGGCCAGCUGUUGAGAAGGCGAGCAAGGGAAUUCUGUCUGAUGUUCUGAAAUGUCUCGGUGACAACAAGAAGCACAUGAGGGAAUGCACCUUGGCUGCUCUUGAUUCGUGGCUUGGUGCUGUUCAUCUUGACAAAAUGAUUCCUUACAUUAUAAUAGCCCUAACAGAUGGGAAAAUGGGAGCAGAAGGACGUAAAGAUCUUUUUGAUUGGUUGACAAAACAGCUUACUGGAUUAAGUGACUUUGUGGAUGCUAUACAUUUACUGAAACCUGCAAGCACCGCAAUGACGGACAAAUCAGCAGAUGUGCGAAAAGCAGCCGAAGGAUGCAUUUCUGAGAUCUUAAGAGUCAGUGGACAAGAAACUAUUGAAAAGCAUCUCAAAGAUAUCCAAGGCCCAGCUCUAGCUCUUGUGCUUGAAAAAGUAAGACCAGGAUUUGUUCAAGAACCAUUUGAAUCAUCAAAAGCUAUGGGGGGGCCAGUGUCUAAAGGUGUUUCAAAGAUUUCAAAAUCAACUUCUAAUGGUACCUUGAAGCAAGGAAACAGAUCAAGAGCCGUACCUACAAAGGGCUCAAGUCUUAUUACGUCUGUCCAUGAUAUAGCUAUCCAGUCACAGGCUUUGCUAAAUACUAAGGACUCCAAUAAGGAGGACAGGGAGAGGGUGGUGGUUCGUAGAAUAAAAUUUGAGGAGCUGCGACCAGAACAGAUUCAGGAUCUUGAGAAUGAUAUGAUGAAAUUUUUUAGGGAAGACUUGCAAAAACGAUUGUUGAGCCCCGACUUCAAGAAACAAGUAGAUGGGCUGGAGAUCCUACAGAAGGCACUUCCAUCUGUUUCAAAGGAGAUAAUAGAAGUAUUAGAUAUACUUCUCAGGUGGUUUGUAUUGCAAUUCUGUAAAUCCAACACAACCUGUCUGCUAAAGGUGCUUGAGUUUCUUCCGGAACUUUUCAACACAUUGAGGGAUGAAGAAUACUGCAUGACGGAAGCAGAGGCUGCAAUAUUUCUGCCCUGUUUGGCGGAGAAGUAUCUUUAUAUUCAACUCCCUGUCCUUGGUGCAGUUGGGGCAUAA
This is a messenger RNA of Camelina sativa (false flax), 4227 nucleotides long. The record is from RefSeq and is a predicted model, not a curated record. Lineage: Eukaryota; Viridiplantae; Streptophyta; Magnoliopsida; Brassicales; Brassicaceae.